UCUGUCCGAGCGAUUCUGAGGGUGUUGGCUGACGAAAAGAUCGCCUCCAGUUUCAGAAGCUGGCACGCGUCUGUGCAGAAGGAAGGGAUUGAGGCCGUCGUGACCAUCGUUGAACUACUUGAUAAAGAAAAGGGCUUGAAUUCUUGCAGGAGAGAAGUUGUGAAGACAGUCGUAAAAGUUCUGAGGAGGAUGUUGCAUAGCGAUCAUCUCGACAAGACGACGAUCUGGGAACACCAUCGUUUGAUCGUCCUUGAACUCUGUAAUUCAUCUUCAGUUUGCACGCAGGUGAUAAGCUACUUGAUCUCGGAAUUGAAGAAACUCGCUUUAGUAGUGCCUGAAAUUUCUGAAGAAAAUGUGCUGAGUGCACUGGAAUUGCACGAUAAGUCCUACGUUAUUUUUCAUUCGCUUGACGUAAUCCUCAGAAAGUACAAAUCCGUUGCUUUGGCUUCCUCGACUGAUGAUAGAGUGAGUGCUUCUGAGAAGAUUCCGGAAGUUACGAAUCUUUGGAAGCGACAUUGGAGGGUCAACGAAAAAGAGCCUGAUAUCUUUCUAACGGGAUUGAAGAGACUGGAGGUCGUUGAGGACCAAGAAAACGACUGGUCCAGAGUACUGGAGGACUUGGUCGUGUCCACUACGCAAUAUUGGCCUCUGGUCAAAGUUAUGGCCUGGCAGUGUCUCUCUCUCCUUAAAUCAAAGGUCGAUAGUUCAUCCACGGGUGAUCAGUCAAAGUUUGAGAAUGAUAUUGAAUAAUCAAAGUCGAUGAUAAAUAAAUUUACACGAACGUGCAUUCAAUGAGAAUUCGGGUGUAAUAAACUUUUAAGCAAACGCAAAAAAAUCUACACCUUCUUGAACC
Diprion similis is the source of this 853-nucleotide messenger RNA. RefSeq lists its product as uncharacterized. Lineage: Eukaryota; Metazoa; Arthropoda; Insecta; Hymenoptera; Diprionidae. The record is from RefSeq and is a predicted model, not a curated record. The transcript has 2 exons. Bases 190 to 750 code for a protein of 186 amino acids.